AGCAACUUUUCAAACUUUUUCCACUUUCUGAGUACAGCUAUACAUCUCUGUAUACUUGAACUAUGUUUAAAUAUCAUCGGAAUCACUGUGAAUUUACGUAUGUCACUUCUAUUGAAGCCUAACUGAGAACAGAAAGAUGUGGUUUCACUUUCUGUUUUGGGUCGCAGUGACUGUCAGCGCAGGAGAACCACUCUACAGGAACAUAGGUGACAAAGCUGUUCUCACACCAGACUCUGUGGUGAAUCCCAUCACCAGCAUAACAUGGAAACAUGGAGCUGAUAUUGCCAUGGAGUGGUAUGGAGACGAGACUUACUCCUACCGAAACUUCAAAGAUCGUGGUUCACUGAACAUUUCAAGUGGAGAGAUGACGAUCACAGGACUGACUGGAGACGACAGCGGCAUCUACACAGCAGAGAUCAACAAUAAAGUCAACAGAAAGAUUCAACUCCUAGUUAUCUCUCCUGUCCCUAAACCCUCCCUCUCUGUAUGGUGUGAUGCUUGGAGCUACUGUGUCUUCAACUGUAGUGGCAACACUGCAGGAGCUGAACCAGUCACUUACUGGUGGACGUCAGGUGACACGACUUGGCCUUCAACCAAGGAGCUCAAAAUAACAUGGAAGGAAACUAAGCAGUGGUUCAUCUGUUCUUUUAAAAACCCAGUCAGCUCCAACAGCAGUGAAAAAGUCCUCAACCCCUUCAUAAAACCACUCUACAGGAACAUAGGUGACAAAGCUGUUCUCACACCAGACUCUGUGGUGAAUCCCAUCACCAGCAUAACAUGGAAACAUGGAGCUGAUAUUGCCAUGGAGUGGUAUGGAGACGAGACUUACUCCUACCGAAACUUCAAAGAUCAUGGUACGCUGAACAUUUCAAGUGGAGAGAUGACGAUCACAGGACUGACUGGAGACGACAGCGGCAUCUACACAGCAGAGAUCAACAAUAAAGUCAACAGAAAGAUUCAACUCCUGGUUAUCUCUCCUGUCCCUAAACCCUCCCUCUCUGUAUGGUGUGAUCCUGAGAACACCUACUGUGUCUUCACCUGUAGUGGCAACACUGCAGGAGCUGAACCAGUCACUUACUGGUGGACGUCAGGUGACACGACUUGGCCUUCAACCAAGGAGCUCAAAAUAACAUGGGAGGAAACUAAGCAGUGGUUCAUCUGUUCUUUUAAAAACCCAGUCAGCUCCAACAGCAGUGAAAAAGUCCUCAACCCCUUCAUAAGAGAACCACUCUACAGGGAAACUGGUGACAAAGCUGUUCUCACACCAGGCUCUGUGAUGAAUCCCAUCUACAGCAUAAAAUGGAUAUAUGAAGAUUUUAUUGCCAUGGAAUGGCAUGGAGGCAAGACUUACUCCUACCGAAAAUUCAAAGAUCGGGGUUCACUGAACAUUUCAAGUGGAGAGAUGACGAUCACAGGACUGACUGGAGACGACAGCAGAAUCUACACAGCAGAGAUCAACAAAAAAGUCACCAACAAGAUUCAACUCCUGGUUAUCUCUCCUGUCCCUAAACCCUCCCUCUCUGUAUGGUGUGAUUCUUGGAGCUACUGUGUCUUCACCUGUAGUGGCAACACUGCAGGAGCUGAACCAGUCACUUACUGGUGGACGUCAGGUGACACCACUUGGCCUUCAACCAAGGAGCUCAAAAUAACAUGGAAGGAAACGAGGUUGUGGUUCACGUGUUCUUUAAACAACCCAGUCAGCUCCAGCAGUGAACAUGUCUUCAACCCCUUAAUGAGAAAUAUAAUCAUCCUAACAACAUAUGGAGUGAUUCUGGUUGUGUGCUUCAUCUCCUAUUUAAUGUUCCAUUCCGUAGACGUUCCUAAUGGAAUAUACUGGGUGAUAAUCAUCAUAAUAAGACCAGUUGGACUGAUUAUGGCUGGGUGUUUUAAUAUCAUCCAUUUAAUCUUCCCAUGUGAAAAAGUUCGUCGUGGGAUAUUCUGGGUGAUAAUCAUCAUAAUAGCACCAGUUGGAUUGAUUGUGGCUGGUUGCAUGUACAUCAUCAAGGGUGUCUUCCAUUUAAUGUCCCGAUGUGGAGACGAGAUGAAGUUCAUGGCGACACCGGUUGAAUGGAUUGAGUCAGAUGUCGAGGACAUCAGGGAAAUGAUCAGCUAUGAUGAUGACCUGCUUGACAAAGCUGGGUAUGGGAUAUUCUUGGUGACAGUCACGAUAAUAGCACCAGGUGCACUGAUUCUGGUUUUGUGCAGUGUCAUCCCCAUCACUAUCAUCUAUUUAAUAUACAAAUGUGGAAAAGCUCUCCAAAAGAAACUCAAACGGAACCCAACAUCUGGUGUGACCCGGGGUACCAGAAAUACAGCUGAUACUGAUACUGAUAAUGAUAGCCAAAACAUUGAGAAGAACUUAACACAGGACCAGGAAACUGCUGUGGACUCAGAUACCAGCAAUGAAACUAAGAAGCCAGAAAGUCUUCCAGCUUUAGAGGAAACAUCCACCCAGGACACAUCUACUGCUCCUCCAGAAACCUGUAAUGAAACUGCAGCAGCAGAUUUACAGAGCUGUAACAGGGACCUGGAACCACAAGGGGGAAGGAGGAGUGGAGAUUGGAGUGAUAUCAGAGAAACAAGUGCCAUGCUGGUCACUGAAUGCUCAGUAACCAACGAUGACAUUGAGAGUCAGAACCAGCAAAACCCCCACAUCAAAAUGCCCCUCAUUGUGAAUGGAGACAAUUACGAGCUGGACUGUGAUGGUUGA
Messenger RNA from Scomber scombrus (Atlantic mackerel), 2710 nucleotides. RefSeq lists its product as uncharacterized. The record is from RefSeq and is a predicted model, not a curated record. The coding region runs from base 137 to 2710 and encodes 857 amino acids. NCBI's taxonomy places the organism in Eukaryota, Metazoa, Chordata, Actinopteri, Scombriformes, Scombridae. The transcript has 23 exons.